CAAAUAGGCUAUGCCACAAGCUUGAAUUCAAAUCAAAUUUAGUAACUGACUAGACAUAGAAAACGUUAAAGCAGCUGGUUGAAAUGGAUAAAAAAGAUAAAGAUAAAGAAGAUGAGGAUGAGAUGAAUAAAAAAGAUAAAGAUAAAGAAGAUGCAGACGAGGGUGAAAUUGAUAAAAAAGAUAAAGAUAAAGAUAAAGAAGAGGACGAGGAGAAAAAUGAUGCAGCUAGCAGCAAAAGAUUUAAUGAGAAGUCAACGGACAAUCCUCCAGCCACAGGCAGUACUGAAAUCGAAGCAACAUCCUCAAGGGUUUUUCAGGAUGCCAGAUCGUAUGCCACCGCAGAGCUAAAUGAAAGUCCCAAUAAUGUUGAUCGUAAAAAUUCCAUAAACAAUAACGAGCCGGCGAAUCCAAUGCUCGAUGUCGACAGUAAGGCAAAUACAAAGAUCAGAUACAAACAAAGUAUCUCAAAAACUGAAUUGACGUCCACAAGCCGUGGUAUUGGUAUAAAUACACAUCGUAGGGAAAACAAAAACCAAAUUGUCCAUAAUCAAACUGUAACUAACAAUAAACGCAAGAAAUUAACUGGGCAACCAAUUAGACACAAGGGUAUUGUUAAAUUACCGAAUAUAAACGACGAAUACAUUCUGGAUAAUCGUCCUCGUCAAAACUAUGCCGAUUGUGAAUACCAUUUUCCGAGAGCAAAUCGUUGGCAAAAUAUUUGGUAUGAUGGCAAGCAAAAUAAAUAUUUUUCGCGUCAUGCUCGAAAUUGGUGUUACUCGGCAAUUUAUGUAGCCGGUUUUCUAAUUUUUGUGCUAUUCUUUAAUAUGGCAAUAAUUCGACACCUAACUGAUAAUUUGAACAUGACCACUCCAGUAAUACAGAUGUCGCAACCGUUUUUAAUUUUCGCACCAAUCGGCAGCAAAACCGAACACAAGCUAAUCCGGUAUACGCCCCGAAAUGGCACACAUGGUGGACACAUGAGAAACAGGCUAUCGGAUUUUCUGAGUCAUCAUGGACGCAGCAAGGGGCAGAUCAAGCGUUUCGGACCCUGCCAAGAGGAUAAUAACUUUGGCUAUAGCACCGGCGAGCCGUGUGUAUUUUUAAAGAUCAAUCGUCUGAUUGGCUUCAAAACCAAAUCCUAUAAGUAUGAUAGCGAAGUGGUUAGAUCGAAUUUCGAGCAGGUCGAUUACACGGCCCUCAUGCAUUUGUUAUUGAGUAUUCCGAAUGAAGAGAAGCGUAAGGAUCGCAUUUGGAUAACAUGCACAUCGCCAAGUAAGAAUGCAUACGUUGAUUUCUAUCCGGAGGCGGCAUUUAAAACAAAAUUUGUUGAUGCUAAGAAAUUUAAUGAUAUUAAAGUACACAAUGAGAAAAUCAAAUUUCAGAGCAAAAGGGAUAUGAAUCGACUCGUUGCACUCAAAUUGAAGAAUUUGGAGCUAAACAAACGGAAUCGUUUCACUUGCAAAAUUUGGGCAUACAAUAUAAAACAUAGCAAAGAUUUUGGACAGACUGAAUUCCAAAUGCUGAUCGAAGGAGUCUAGCUGUGCUCACGAAUUGUGCAUUUACAUUAAUUUUCUUUUGAAAAAUUGUUCAAAUUGAGCAAAAGAGCAUAAAUUUCAAUUACAUUCUUAACUAUAUCUUACUAAA
Messenger RNA from Drosophila virilis, 1644 nucleotides. Its product is annotated as sodium/potassium-transporting ATPase subunit beta-1. NCBI's taxonomy places the organism in Eukaryota, Metazoa, Arthropoda, Insecta, Diptera, Drosophilidae. Gene Ontology annotation, cellular component: sodium:potassium-exchanging ATPase complex. Gene Ontology annotation, molecular function: ATPase activator activity. The record is from RefSeq and is a predicted model, not a curated record. Gene Ontology annotation, biological process: intracellular potassium ion homeostasis; intracellular sodium ion homeostasis; sodium ion export across plasma membrane.